GGAGCAGGGCGCGGAGCUGCCUGCAACACCUCCUCUCCCUUCAAACUUCAGUCGACUUUUUCUGAAUUAUGCCUAUGUGGAAGACGUUCUGGAGUUUCAUCUGAUGGAUUUGCAUGAUCACACAUUGGAUUUGGCGCGGGAGUUUGAGGGGUCCUAUCUGGAUGAGAGGAAGUUUUUGCAGGAUCUGUGGUCGCGGGGCUGCUGCGAUGGUUUUUAGUGAUUCUGUGCUGUGAGUUUUUUUUUUUUUUUUUUUGUCCCCCCCCAAAGCGCGCACAGCUCCGGCCCGCUCCUGCUGUCAUGGAGAACCUCACCAUGGAGAACAUGACUGUAGAGAACGACACGUCGCUGCAGGACAACCAGACCCUGGGUGUUUGGACUGACUACACAGUUGAGUACAAGGUGGUCAGCGUGUUUUUGGUGUCCCUCAUAUGCGGGGUGGGGAUCGUGGGGAACGUGAUGGUGAUCCUGGUGGUGCUGACCACCAAACACAUGCGGACUCCCACCAACUGUUACCUGGUGAGCCUGGCCGCGGCUGACCUGAUGGUCCUGACCGCCGCCGGGCUGCCCAACAUCACCGACGCCCUGCACGGGCAGUGGGUGUUCGGGUACGCGGGCUGCCUGGGGAUCACUUACUUCCAGUACCUGGGGAUCAACGCGUCCUCCUGCUCCAUCACCGCCUUCACCGUGGAGCGCUACAUCGCCAUCUGCCACCCCAUCAAGGCGCAAUUCCUCUGCACUUUAUCCCGGGCCAAGAAGAUCAUCAUGCUGGUGUGGGCGCUCACCUCCGUCUACUGCGUCAUGUGGCUCUUUCUGUCGGACACCAAGAAGUUGGUGUACGACAACGUGGUGCUGCUCAGCUGCGCCUACAAGGUGUCCAGGACUCACUACCUGCCCAUCUACUUCACGGAUUUCGCGGUGUUCUACGUGCUGCCCCUCAUGCUGGCCACGGUUCUGUACGGACUGAUCGCCCGGAUACUUUUCCUCAACCCGCUGCCUUCACACCCGAAGGAGAGCACCAAGAAGUGGAGGAAGGAGACGAGCCAGGGAGGGAGGAUGAUCGGAGCCAGCUCCUCCAGCAGCACCACGGCUGCGUCCCGCAGACAGGUGACAAAGAUGCUGGCUGUGGUGGUGAUCCUCUUCGCCUUACUCUGGAUGCCCUACCGGACCUUAGUGGUGGUCAACUCCUUCCUGGACAAGGCCUAUCUGGACACCUGGUUCCUGCUCUUCUGCCGCCUCUGCAUCUACCUAAACAGCGCCAUCAACCCAGUCAUCUACAACGCCAUGUCUCAGAAGUUCCGCGCUGCCUUCAAGAAGCUGUGUCACUGUGGCCCUCAGCGCAUGGAGAAACCCCCGUCCUACAGUGUGGCGCUGACCUACAGCGUCAUCAAGGAGACGUCCAAUGGGGAGAGUCCCGACCACUUCACCACGGAAAUGGACGACGAGCUAAACACGCAGUCAGAUCAGUACUUACCUGCUAGCAUCCUGCCAAGUGCUAAGAAAAUGCCAUUCAAGGAGCCUUCCCUGUCUGGGGGUGAUGUCAACGCCUGACUCUCCACCUAAAAAAGGAUUCUGACAGCUGCAUUGAUUCACCCGUGGGACAUUUGAGAGUAGUUUUUCAUUAUGCAUACCCAGACACUUCCAAUUUCAUUCCUCCAAGGUGUUUUCACUCAAAAGUGUUUCUUUUAUUUCACAGGACCAUUUGCCAAAAGCUAAAUUGGAUGCUGUGAAAUGAGCUGACCCAUAGGCCUUUUAGCAUUUUGUACAAAAUGAGUGAAAGGAGAUUUCAGGACUCUUUUGAAAGUACAGUUUAUUGAUUCAUACGUAUACAAAAGCGAUUAUUCAAUUCUGCAGAGGAAGUUGUCUGAAAUGUCGAACUCACCAUAUGAACACAGGAUGUGAUUUAAUUUAUCCUCUUGAUAAAAUGCAGAGACACCUUAGAAAUAAACUUCAGCUUAAACUGUUAUAGGAAAAAGGUACAUGAGAGCAGUUAGUGUCAUGGAGUUUAUCCUAUGGUUAAGUGACUGGAUUCUCUCUCCAGUCCAACAGAGACCCUUAAGUAAAUAUGUCACAUUUAACAGUGGAAAGUUUAAGCAGUUGGCUCUAUAGGGCUGGGGGGUAUGGCAAAACAUUUCAUCACAGUUUAAUCAAGACAUUAAUUACGUCACCGUUCUCUGAUGAGCUCGAGAUUCCCUCGUUGGAUGCACAGUCAGAAUGGUGAUCAAGAAUUGCAUGUGCUGCUGCAGUCAGAAUAACUAAUGAUUUAUACAAAAAUAAACAGAUGAUCUUUAAACGUU
This is a messenger RNA of Acanthopagrus latus (yellowfin seabream), 2294 nucleotides long. RefSeq names its product thyrotropin-releasing hormone receptor a (gene trhra). The record is from RefSeq and is a predicted model, not a curated record. NCBI's taxonomy places the organism in Eukaryota, Metazoa, Chordata, Actinopteri, Spariformes, Sparidae. Gene Ontology annotation, biological process: phospholipase C-activating G protein-coupled receptor signaling pathway. Gene Ontology annotation, cellular component: membrane. Gene Ontology annotation, molecular function: thyrotropin-releasing hormone receptor activity. The transcript is spliced from 2 exons. Bases 298 to 1548 code for a protein of 416 amino acids.